CGUUCGACGGAUAGCGCGACGUGGACGGGUGUGUGCGAAAGUAUGAAGUGAAAUCGUACUAGUAGUGUGUGAAAUGUUUAGUGUUAGUUUUUACUGUGCUUGAAGACAAAAUGAGUGCGAACGGAUAACCAAACUAACCUUAUUUUCAACCCUUGAAACUUUACACGUUCGUGUCACACGUAACAUUUUAUAUGAACGGUUUCAAAAUGGCUGUGUUUUGAAGGACCCUUUGUCCGCUUUCGUGUGUUUCUUCAGCAUGGUAGUGGCAUUAUACGACCAUAAAUUUGUCUUCAAAAGGGAAUGCAUGUCAUGUACCCGGAGAGCUGGGUGCAAGAUCGCAGCAGUCAGCCACUCUCGCAGCAGCAGGCAGGCUCGCCCUACAACUGGGCGCAUCCAACCAAGAAGCGCCCACUGAGCCCUCAUACAGCACUCUACCACUCCGGACUAGUGCAGCCGGAUCACACUAUCUACAAGAACAAGUGGUGGGGAGUUGUGCCGGGCUGCUGCGGCGCGCCCGCGGAGCCAAGUCGUGCGUGCGAUGCGGAGCGGCGUUCGCCGGCCGCGCCGCCAUCCGCUCCGCGUCUGCUUUGCGCCACGCCCCAACGCCGACCGCCGACUGUGGGAGAUAGCAGCGAUCACUUGGCGGACGGGAGUGGGCAGGGCGUGUGCGUGGGCGCCGCAGGGGGCGCGGGCGAAGUCGCGGGGGGAAGCGGGCGCCACCGCGCGGCGGCGGUCGCAACGACGACGGCGCACAGCAAGCAGCUGGCGGCGGGCGGGCCCAACCACCCGCCCCAGCCGCAAGGUAACAAACGGUCGGGCUGCGGCGGCGAUGGCGACUAUCAGCUGGUGCAGCACGAGGUGCUCUACUCCUCGUCCAAUAGGUACGAGGUGCUGGAGUUCCUCGGUCGCGGCACAUUCGGGCAGGUGGUGAAGUGCUGGAAGAAGGGCACCAAUGAAAUCGUCGCCAUCAAGAUCCUCAAGAACCACCCCAGCUAUGCACGCCAAGGACAGAUUGAGGUGUCGAUCCUGUCGCGGCUGUCGCAGGAGUCGGCGGACGAAUUCAACUUUGUGCGGGCGUACGAGUGCUUCCAGCAUCGCUCGCACACCUGCCUCGUAUUUGAGAUGCUCGAACAGAACUUGUACGACUUCCUCAAGCAGAACAAGUUCUCGCCGCUGCCCCUCAAAUACAUCAGACCAAUACUGCAGCAGGUGCUCACCGCUCUACUCAAACUUAAACAACUGGGUCUGAUCCAUGCGGACUUGAAGCCGGAGAACAUAAUGCUGGUAGAGCCGGCGCGGCAACCUUACCGCGUCAAGGUGAUCGACUUCGGCAGCGCCUCUCAUGUCAGCAAGGCUGUCUGCAACACUUACCUGCAGAGUAGAUACUAUAGAGCACCGGAGAUAAUCUUGGGUCUGGCGUUCUGCGAAGCUAUCGACAUGUGGUCGCUGGGCUGUGUGGUGGCCGAGCUGUUCCUGGGCUGGCCGCUGUACCCUGGCUCCUCGGAGUACGACCAGAUCCGGUACAUCUCGCAGACGCAGGGCCUGCCCACUGAACACAUGCUCAACAGCGCAUCAAAGACUGCGAAGUUCUUCUACCGGGAUGUGGACAGUACGUACCCGUUCUGGCGGCUGAAGACCCCCGAGGAGCACGAGCUGGAGACCGGCAUCAAGAGCAAGGAGGCCAGGAAGUACAUAUUCAACUGCCUCGACGAUAUAGGACAGGUGAAUGUGCCAACGGAUCUCGAAGGCGGCCAACUGCUGGCUGAGAAAGCUGACAGAAGGGAAUUUAUUGACUUAUUGAAGAAAAUGCUUACAAUGGACCAGGAAAGAAGAAUAAUGCCUGGUGAAGCUUUAAACCAUGCGUUUGUGACUCUCGCGCACCUUGUUGACUACGCGCACUGCAAUAAUGUCAAGGCGUCGGUGCAAAUGAUGGAGGUGUGCCGUCGUUCUGGCAGCGGUGUGGGCGGUGUGGGCGGUGUGGGCGGCGCGGCGGAGUACGGCGUGGGCGUGGGCGUGGGCAGCGUGGUGGCGCCCGCCCCCGCCCCCGCGCCCCACCACCUCGCGCUCACCAUCAACCAGCAGAGGUUAAGAGCCGCGCCAUACGACAACCUGUACCAGCUGUACCAGGGCGGGCGUGUGGCUGUGGGCGGGGCGCGGCAGUACGCGACGCGCGCCGCAGAGCCCUUCCCGCAUCAGUUCGUCUCCUCAAUACUCUGCCAGCCAGCUUAUCAGGUGCAGCAAUUAGCAGCAGCUGCAGCCGCCGCGGCCGCCGCCCACCAUCAGCACGGUGUGGGCGUGGGCGUGGGUGGCGUGGGAGUGGGCGUUGGCGGCGUGGGAGUGGGCGACGUGGGCGAGUGGCGCGCUCCGCUCAUCGUGGAACCUGCUCCGCUGCCGGACGCCGACGUGUGGGACUUCCAUCCUCAUCAUCCGCAGCAUCAUCACCCUCCUAAGAGAUCAACAAAGCAGCAGGCGAGCGCCGUGCCCCAUUACCAGCCGCACCACCAAACGCAUCAAUACAGUAUGGUGAACAGUGGCGGUAAGAAGGAGCCGACUCAGCUAUCGCCGGUCAAGAAGAGAGUGAAGGAGGGGACACCACCGUCACGACACAGGCACCACCAUGACCACACGGUUCAAAGUGGAGGUGUAUCGGGUACGUGGGAGGGCGGAGCUGCGGCGGGAGGCUGCGGCGCUCACACCAUCACCAUCCGGGACACACCCUCGCCAGCUGUCUCCGUCAUCACCAUCUCUGACUCAGAGGAUGAGGAGGCAUCACGCCGCCCUCGCCCCGCACACCACAACACGCAGCAACAUCAACAACAACAUUCGCACAACAACAGAGGAAGUGGCGAGUGUGCAGCAACAACCGCAACGACAGCGCACAACAACAACAACAACAACACGACAGCAAGCAGCGGCGGCGUCAUCUGCAGCGCACGUACACCACGUGACGAUAGACAUGUCAAACAUGAGCCUCAUCAGCACCAGCAGCAUCAGACCAACAGCUGCCAUCAUCACAACCAGCAACAGCUGCAGCAACAACAACAGCAGCAGCAAUCGAGCGCACGUAGCCAGCAGUCGACAACAGCGCAGUCUGUGCAAUCUGCGCAGUCUACUCAGUCUGCUCAGUCGGCGCAGCCCACGCCUCAGAGCCAGAAGAAGCGGCUGCUGGCGCUGGCGCAGCAGGAGGCGCAGGCCAAGCAGGAGCUGCUGCCGGAGCACCAGCCAACACACUACAUAUCGAGCGGCGCAACGAUCCGCCAGACGAACGAUUACCAAUGUAAUCAGUAUCUACCGCCUCAUCACACCAAGCGGGAUAGCACUGGAGGAUGCCGUGACUAUCUGCCGGCGACGAGCGGCGCCAUCAGUGCAGUGAGUGCGGUGAACGCGCACGCUGUGGGCGUGGGCGUGGGCGGUGUGGGAGUGGGCAGCGUGGGCGUGGGCCCGCCCGCUGCGCACAAGCACGCCGCCGCCCACGCUUGGCACCACCAUCCGCAUGCGCAUUACAAGACGGGCAGUGGGGGCGUGCUGUCGCCGGGCGGGCCGGGAGGAGGGGUGUCGCCGGGAUAUUUGCCACCCCCACCCCUCUACGUACCCACAUACCACUACCAUACCGGGGGCGUGACCGGUCCACCACCGGCACACCACGGCAGCGGCGCGCGUCUGCCGGGCUACCUGCAGCCAUACUCGCCCACGUACCUGGUGCCGCCCCACGCGCCACACCCCGCGCACCCCGCACACCCCGCACAUCCCGCGCACGCCACGCACGCCCCGCACCAGCAACACCUCUGGUACGACUGAGAGUGCCACGCCCCCCACGCGUGCCACGCCCCCCACGUUGCCACCGUCACUAAAACAACGGGCGUAAAUCUCCUUAUACCCAACGUGUACAGUGGUGUGUACGGCAGCUGGCGACUCGUGAAGGGAGUGACGUCAUCGAUUACUGAACUGUCAUGUGAGAGACUAGUAACCGUACAAACGGUUGUUUUGUAAAUGACUCGUGUAUUUGGUCGGUUAAUAUAAUAUGAAACAGUGUUUGUGUGCGAUUUGAACACGAUAUAAAUCAAUUCGCCGCCCUUAUAAAUCAAGGAGGCGGUAGUCUAUGGUUGGAUAUUCUCCGCCAUCUUUGGUCCAUAAGGCCGGUCGAGUGAUUGGGGACUGACGAGAUCGAUUCCUAUCACACUGCAAUUUUUAAUUCAAAACUCUGACUAGUGUGUCGUUAUGUAGGAAGGUUCUAUGCACCGAUGUCGCACUUAAACUUUACAUCUUGUACAAAUAUAAAGUACCAUAAGGUACUUAUCCUAUUGCCGUAGUUAGAUUUUGUUCGGUUUGUUUUUUUACUUAGAUGUUAGUGAAUCAUUAUGUAAUAUGGAUUUAUAUAUAUAUUUAAUUUUUCAAUUGUAAUUCUAUCGAAGGAGCGAGUGGAUUGCAUUUACUAAUAUUUUAUUUUAGUGUAGUCGUUUGUACCAAAUGGUUUGUAUUGCGCACGCGCAAUGUCCUAGAUGUUUUUAAGUUCCACCUGAUUGUAUGUCAAUUAUGGUUUUUAAUUUUAACGUAUUUUUUUUUAGAAUUUUAGUUUGUUGAAAUCGUGAGAUUUGCGGACGCGAAAUUUUGACUUGUGUUUCGUAUUACGUAGCGUUUAAUCUUUGAAAUACAAAAAAAAUAAUGCUGUGUUUUAAUAACUAUAUGAUAUAAAUAAUGGGGAUUUUAUUAAUGUAUAGAUGUAAUUAUGUGUGUAGGGUGUUGGAGUACUCGAUUAGGUUUAGACAAGUUUUAUUUGAAAUGGUUAAAAAAAAUAUAUAUAACUUAGUUUUCUUAGCACAGUCAUAGGUAAUUGUCGAUUUUAAAAUGCAUGUGUACUCGUUUUAGC
Molecule: messenger RNA, 4867 nt
Organism: Papilio machaon (common yellow swallowtail)
Lineage: Eukaryota; Metazoa; Arthropoda; Insecta; Lepidoptera; Papilionidae
Gene: Hipk
Product: homeodomain-interacting protein kinase 2
Exons: 24
Coding region: 301-3798 (1165 amino acids)
Biological process (GO): peptidyl-threonine phosphorylation; peptidyl-serine phosphorylation
Cellular component (GO): cytoplasm; nucleus
Molecular function (GO): ATP binding; protein serine/threonine kinase activity; protein tyrosine kinase activity
Source: RefSeq, a predicted model, not a curated record